CCCUCAUCCUCCUCAGAACCUUGUGGCCGCGCUGAAUGCCUCGUACAGCCGCAGCGUGAUGCUUUCCUGGGUGCGUCCCUUUGAUGGAAACAGCCCUGUUCUCUACUACAUGGUGGAGCUGUCUGAGAACAACUCCCCCUGGAAGGUGCACCUCUCGAACGUGGAUCCAAAGAUGACCGAUGUGACUGUGAGUGGGUUAACUCCAGCCCGAACCUACCAGUUUAGGGUGUGUGCUGUUAACCAGGUGGGAAAAGGCCAGUACAGCACUGAGACCAGCAGGUUGAUGCUCCCAGAAGAACCCCCCAGCGCCCCUCCUAAAAACAUAGUGGCCAGCGGCCGCACCAAUCAAUCUAUCAUGGUUCAGUGGCAGCCUCCUCCUGAAAGCGAACACAAUGGGGUUCUCCAUGGGUACAUCCUAAGGUAUCGCCUGGCAGGCCUCCCUGGGGAGUACCAGUAUAAGAACAUCACCAGUGCAGAGAUUAACUACUGUUUGGUGAAAGACCUGAUCAUCUGGACUCAGUAUGAAAUCCAGGUGGCAUCUUAUAAUGGAGCCGGGUUGGGAGCAUUCAGCCGAGCGGUGACGGAGUACACUUUACAAGGAGUGCCGACGGCUCCACCGCAGAACGUGCAAUCUGAAGCUGUGGAUUCCACCACCAUCCAGUUUCAGUGGACCCCUCCACCGCAGCAGUUCAUCAAUGGUAUCAAUCAGGGAUACAAGCUCCUAGCAUGGCCGGUAGAUGCACCAGAGACUGUGACUGUGGUCACCAUCGCUCCGGACUUUCAUGGAGUUCACAGUGGCUGCAUUACCAAUUUGAAGAAAUUCACAGCUUAUUAUACAUCAGUCCUGUGUUUCACCACCCCAGGGGAUGGACCACAGAGCACACCGCAGCUGCUGCACACUCUCGAAGACAAGCCAGGAGCUGUGGGACACCUGAGCUUCACUGAGAUUCUGGACACGUCUCUCAAGGUCAGCUGGCAAGAACCUGUAGAGAAAAAUGGCAUCAUUACAGGCUACCAGGUCUCCUGGGAGGUGUACGGCAGGAAUGAAUCGCGUCUUGCUCGCACACUAGUCAACACAACCCUCGAGUACAAAAUUACUGGUCUGUCAUCUCUAACCACCUACACGAUUGAGGUGGCAGCUAUGACUGGCAAAGGGACUGGUCUGGUCACCUCCUCUACCAUCUCCUCUGGAGUGCCCCCAGAACUUCCUGGAGCCCCAUCCAAUCUAGUGAUUUCCAACAUCAGUCCUCGUUCGGCCACACUUCAGUUCCGGCCCGGCUACGAUGGCAAAACCUCGACCUCUAAAUGGAUAGUGGAAGGGCAGGUUGGUGUUCUUGGAGACGAGGAGGAGUGGGUGAGUUUGUACGAGGUGGAGAAUGAGCCUGAUGCCCAGAUGCUAGAGAUACCAAGUCUCACUCCUUACACUUAUUACAGGUUCCGGAUGAGACAGGUGAAUGUUGUUGGCCAAAGCCCAUUCAGCCAACCAUCUCGUGUCAUCCAGACACUGCAGGCACCGCCAGAUGUUGCACCAGGGAGUGUUACUGUGCGCACUGCCAGUGAAACUAGCUUGUGGAUCCGCUGGGUGCCUCUCCCCGAUACUCAAUAUAAUGGGAACCCAGAGUCAGUGGGCUACAGGAUAAAAUUCUGGCGCAUUGAUCUGCAGUCUUCUGUGCUGAUGAAAGUAAUCAGUGACCGGCUAGAGAGGGAAUACACUAUUGAGGAUCUGGAGGAGUGGACAGAGUAUGAGCUGCAAAUCCAGGCCUUCAAUGCCAUUGGAGCAGGACCAUGGAGUCAAGUGGUGAGAGGUCGCACGCGGGAGUCUGUUCCUUCUGCUCCACCCGAGAACGUGUCUGCCGAAGCGGUGAGCUCCACUCAGAUCCUGUUGACAUGGGCGGCAGUUCCUGAGCCAGAGCAGAAUGGUCUCAUCUUAGGCUACAAGAUUCUCUAUCGGGCAAAAGACCUGGACUCUGAACUAAAGAGCCAAAUCGUGAGAGGUAACCACACCCAAUCUCAUCUGCUGGCCGGCUUGCAAAAAUACGUGCUUUAUGAGAUUCAGGUACUGGCAUUCACUCGGAUUGGAGAUGGGGUGCCCAGUUCUCCUCCAGUCGUAGAGAGGACCAAGGAUGAUGCUCCUGGGCCGCCUGUGAGGCUGGUGUUCCCCGAGGUGAGAUUGACAUCCGUACGGAUUGUGUGGCAGCCCCCAGAGGAGCCCAAUGGAAUUAUUCUGGGAUAUCAAAUUGCUUAUCGCCUGGCAAACAGCAGCCCCAACAAGUUCACCACAGUGGAAGUUGGCUCAACAGUCCGGCAGUUCACUGCUACGGAUCUCAACCCGGAGUCAGCAUAUAUCUUCCGGACUUCUGCCAAGACCAGACAGGGCUGGGGGGAGCCCCUGGAAGCCACAGUGAUCACUACGGAAAAGAGAGAGCGACCAGCACCUCCCAGGCAACUGAUAACCCCGCAGACUGAGGUUUCGUCACAGAGUCUCAAGCUGCAGUGGGUUCCUGGUAGCGAUGGAUCCUCCCCGGUACGGUACUUCACUGUGCAAGUGCGGGAGCUACCAAAUGGAGAAUGGCAAACCUACUCCUCUUCCAUCAGUCAUGAGGCAACCUCCUGCAUCAUUGAGAGGCUGAACCCAUUUACUUCUUAUAAGCUGCGAGUGAAAGCAACCAACGACAUUGGAGACAGUGACUUCAGCACCGAGACCGAAGCAGUCACUACUCUACAGGAUGUUCCAGGUGAACCACCAAGCUCUGUCUCGGUAACUCCCCACACCACUUCCUCUGUGCUUGUUCAGUGGCAGCCACCAAAGGUCGAGAGUCUGAAUGGCUUGCUGUUGGGAUACCGGAUUUAUUACCGGGAGCUGGAUUAUGACCCUGGCUCUGGAACAGAGUCCAAGACCGUUAAAAACCCUUCAGCUUUACGAGCAGAGCUUACACAUUUGAAGAAGUACAAGAGAUAUGAAGUUUUAAUGACAGCCUAUAAUAUCAUCGGGGAGAGCCCUACCAGCACACCUGUGGAAGUGUUUGUCGGCGAAGCUGCACCAGCAAUGGCCCCACAGAACAUCCAAGUGAACGCCCUUUCUGCGAGCCAGCUAGAGAUCGCCUGGGACCCACCUCCUGCCGACAGCCAAAAUGGGAACAUACAAGGCUACAAGAUUUAUUACUGGGAGAUGGAUUGUCAGAAUGACACCGAAAAAGUGAAGGUCCUCUUCCUUCCAGAAACAACAGUCCGGCUGAAAAACCUGACCAGCCAUACCAAAUACCUGGUCUGCGUCUCUGCCUUCAACGCAGCAGGGGAUGGACCAAGAAGCAGUCCCAAACAGGGCAGGACGCUCCAGGCAGCCCCCGGCGCACCCAGCUUCUUGGCGUUCUCGGAAAUCACUUGCACCACGCUCAACGUGUCUUGGGGAGAGCCGGCAGCAGCAAAUGGAAUCCUGCAGGGCUACCGAGUGGUGUACGAGCCCUUGGCACCCGUCCAUGCAGGGGUGAGCAAGGUGGUGACUGUGGACAUCAAAGGAAAUUGGCAGCGCUGGUUAAAGGUCCGAGAUCUCGUCAAGGGAGUGACCUAUUUGUUUCGAGUGCAAGCCAGGACCAUCACCUAUGGACCCGAGUUGCAAGCCAACAUCACAGCUGGGCCAGCAAAAGGGUCUCCUGGUUCCCCUCAGGAAAUUCAGGUUACAAAAUCUGCUUCAGGACUGACUGUGCAGUGGACCGAGGGAGAUUCAGGCGACAAACCUACAACUGGCUACAUCAUAGAGGCACGGCCAUCAGAUGAAGGACUGUGGGAUGCAUUUGUGAAGGACAUCCCCCCCAGUGCUACCUCCUACACAGUCAGUCUGGACAAGCUGAAACAGGGGGUGAGCUACGAAUUCCGGGUGGUAGCUGUAAAUGACUUUGGAUAUGGAGCACAGAGCCCUCCCUCUGCAGCAAUAUCAGCACAAACAGAAACCCCUUUCUAUGAGGAGUGGUGGUUCCUGCUGGUGAUGGCGCUUUCCAGUCUGAUCCUCAUCUUGCUGGUGGCAUUUGCCUUGGUCCUGCAUGGGCAGAACAAGAAAUAUAAGAAUUGCAGCACGGGUAAAAGCAUCUCUAAUGUAGAGGAGACUGUUACACUGGAUAACGGAGGCUUCACGGCAUUGGAGCUCAACAGCAGACACCUAAAUGUCAAGAGCACGUUCUCCAAGAAGAAUGGAACAAGGUCCCCUCCUCGCCCAAGCCCUGGUGGGCUGCACUACUCCGAUGAGGACAUCUGCAACAAGUACAAUGGGGCGGUGCUGAGUGAGAGCGUGGGACUGAACGAGAAGCCCAUGGAGGUGUCAGAGUCAGAGGCCACUGACUCCGAUUAUGAAGAUGAGUUGCCAAAGCACUCCUUUGUGAACCACUACAUGAGCGACCCUACCUACUACAAUUCGUGGAAGCGGCAGCAAAAGGGUGUGAAACACCCGGCGUCCUACAGGUACGAGGAGUGUGCGGCCAGUGAGACAGAACCCUAUUUCCAGACUGUCAUCACAACACAGAGCUCAGGAGGGGUGUACACCCCCACAGGACAGCCCGCUCCUGGCUCACGGACUCCAGUGACAGGGUUCUCCUCCUUUGUGUGACACCGCGAGGGAGGAAACAGCACAGCCGAAACUCCUGCGGGGAUCGGGACGACCCAUCACAGUGACUGUGUGUGACCGGUGCCGUGGCCUGUGGGUAAAUUUCUCUAUCAGGGUAGAGCGGAAGUGAACGUGAAUGAGUCUAUUUUUUCUGAAGACAAUCAACUCUUACAACGCGGAGCUGAACUAGCCGAACUUUUGUUUU
Alligator sinensis (Chinese alligator) is the source of this 4799-nucleotide messenger RNA. RefSeq names its product sidekick cell adhesion molecule 1 (gene SDK1). Lineage: Eukaryota; Metazoa; Chordata; Crocodylia; Alligatoridae. The transcript is spliced from 32 exons. Gene Ontology annotation, molecular function: protein binding. Bases 59 to 4597 code for a protein of 1512 amino acids. The record is from RefSeq and is a predicted model, not a curated record.